AUGAGUAAAUCUCCCGCUAGCGUAGUGUCGUCGGAUGAAACACACAGUGCCGCCAGUGAUGAAUCGUUGGUUAUCUCAGCCGCAACUUCACACACCUCACUCAGAUCUAUUGGAAUAACCAAAGUGGUAAAGAAGUCAUCGAAAGACGAACCGACUACGACGGCAGUCUCGAUGGCCAAGGAACGGCCACCAUGGCGUCCCGCAAGUCUCACGGCUGUGGUAGUACCACCCCCACCUAAACCAGACAUAAAAGCGCGGCUACUUGAGGCUUCCAAGCGUAUGCGUCGCGUCAAUGCAGUUGUGCAGACGGAUCCGGUACACACGAAGCUGAUGAAGGAAGUAUCCACCGACGAGCAGACCGAUUUAAUCCCAAUGGUGGAUGAGGAAAUACUGACCGAUGGAAAUCUGGUCAUACGUGAAGUUGGAAACCUGAUACUUACACAUUCCGUGGCGCAAAUGACGGAUGGAGUGGAAACGUGUGAUAGUGGUACUCAGACCGCCAUACCUCGGAGUGGAAUAUCGUUCCGAAAGUUCCUAGAACCAAUCACCGGAAACGAUCACCCGACCCAUCAGGGCGCUCACUCGUUCAAACUCUCAUCCGAGGGAGAUCAUGUAGAUGUCGAAGCCGGAAAGCAGGAAUCGGGACAAAAACAAAGCAUAUUGCUUUCCACGGAGUUGGAAACACUCGGGGAAAGUUUCGGGCACGACCCCACAGAACAAUGCUCAUCUCAGAGUGGUAGCGAUAGCAUGAAGGAAACGAAUACACCGGAUUUAAUCAGCGCCACUGUUGAAGGAGAUCCAUCUCCACACCGUACCGCGACCUUGCUCGAAACGCCCACAUUCGCUGCUUGGCAAAACUUGGACUUCUCCGACGAAGAGUCAGAAAGCUACGUUCCCCGUGAGCUACCACGUCGACCAAUUGGGGAAGGUGAUCGUCCGUGGGCCGAGUUCAAGGAUCUAGUGAUUGGAUCGAGGGUGGCCAACAUGCGUCUUUCACCCGUACCGCCGCGAAGACCUCGGGCACCGAAUCAAAAGACAGUUACCUGGAGCGAUAGACAACACCGGGCAGUAUCGAAGUUGAUCAACGAAGCAUCGGCACUGGUUGAUAUGUUCGACCAUGUGUCGCUAUUGCUCGGGCCGGAUAUUACGCUACACAAACUUCCGCCCCAGCAAGAAUUUCAUCUACCACCUGCGAAAUGGGAACCGUUGCUGACGAAAUCCUGCGAUCUUCUAGAAGAAAAGUUAGCCCAAGUACGGCAUCUUUCGUUGAGCGAUUUUGAAAACCAAGCGCUUCCGCUGGAACCGAAAGUACCUUCCAACAUGUCGCCCAUUCUGUCGGACAUUGGUCCAGAAGAGAUAUAA
Messenger RNA from Anopheles marshallii, 1362 nucleotides. RefSeq lists its product as uncharacterized. Lineage: Eukaryota; Metazoa; Arthropoda; Insecta; Diptera; Culicidae. Bases 1 to 1362 code for a protein of 453 amino acids. The record is from RefSeq and is a predicted model, not a curated record. The transcript is spliced from 4 exons.